Emiliania huxleyi CCMP1516 is the source of this 786-nucleotide messenger RNA. RefSeq lists its product as hypothetical. Bases 1 to 468 code for a protein of 155 amino acids. Lineage: Eukaryota; Haptophyta; Isochrysidales; Noelaerhabdaceae. The record is from RefSeq and is a predicted model, not a curated record. The transcript has 3 exons.
AUGCUGGCCUGCUUGGGCGCCAGCCUCGGCCUCGCCCCCGCCCAUCUUCGCGGCCCGGCUGCGCGUCUCGCCUUGGGACGCGCGACCCGCGCCUUCAGCGGCCCGCGCCAGGCCGUGAUUGAGGAGCGGCUCGCGAGCGCGUUUGCGCCGCUGCACGUCGUGGUCGAAAACACGUCGCAUGGCGCGCGCAAAAUGCUCUCUCCCACUGCCUCUGCCGCCCGCGCUGUCCGCCGCAAGGAGGACGAGUCGCACUUCAAGGUUGUGGUCGUGUCGGAGGCGUUUGAGGGAAAGCGGCUGGUCGGGAGACACCGCGCGGUUAACGCCGCCGUCUGCGAGCCCGACGGCUCCCUCGGCUUCCACUCCCUGGAGAUUGGUGCCGCAAAGACGCCCGCAGAGUGGGAGCUGGACAGCGCCGUGCCUCCGUCGCCAAAGUGCGCGGGCGGAGAUGGCCGAGGCAUGAGCCGGUGAGGCCGGACGCCGAGGCCGUACUCCCCGUGUUUUGCUUUGGUGGAGCCUGGCUCGUGCAGUGUUACUGGCUGGUGGGUCCAUCCACCAUCCUGCGUCAAGACUCAAGCGUCAAGUGUCAUCCGAUGUCACGUCCACAAUCUACUGUCCGUGUUUGACCCCCGCAGCAGAGGCGUUCACUAGGGAUCUAGGCUCCGACAGUCGACUGUCGUGUGAAAUGUGUCGAACGAAAGAGAGAGUCCGUGGAGUGUGGAGAGAGAAGCGCAGACGGCUCUCCGGGACGCCCCGAGGGCGAGGCGCGUGCAGACGUGAAGAAGACGA